Messenger RNA from Apis cerana (Asiatic honeybee), 878 nucleotides. Its product is annotated as cytochrome b5 domain-containing protein 1. NCBI's taxonomy places the organism in Eukaryota, Metazoa, Arthropoda, Insecta, Hymenoptera, Apidae. The record is from RefSeq and is a predicted model, not a curated record.
UUAAGGUAUCAUGCAGUAUAUUCAAAUGAAAGUCGUUGACGAUAAUUCUAGCAAAAAAAAACAAAUAUAUCGAAUUUUGUAAAAUGUCAACUGUAAGUCAAAUUUCGGCUAAGAAAAAAUAUAUUUUUGAAAUUAAUAAAGAUAUUUCUGUUAAGUAUUUUCUACCGACAGAAGUUGCAGUACAUAAUACAGAGAUUGAUUGCUGGGUCUCAUAUCAUGGUGAAGUAUAUGAUCUAAGUGAUCUUUGUAAAGUUUGGGCUAACAAAAGAGAGAUUAAACCAAUACUAGCUUAUGCUGGUAAGGAUAUAAGUCAUUGGUUUGAUCACGAAAAGAAUGAUAUUAAAUAUUAUGUGCAUCCUAUUACUGGAGUAUUGGUACCAUAUUGUCCUCAUGGUCCGAUUCCGGAUGUAAUACCUUCUGUGGUACCUGCUAAUAAUUGGCGAGCAUUAGACAAAUGUCCUUGGUGGUUAGACGAAAAAUAUAAAAUAGGAAAAUUAACUAAAAAAGCACGUCCAUGUAGGAUUUUAAAUGUUCUAAUCGGCAUACAAGUUGUUAUAAUGGUAGAAUCUAAAUUUUAUUAAAAAAAAAAAAUAAUCUAUGAUCGACAUGUUAAUGAAACAAAUUUUAUAAAGGUUUGUGAAGAAGAUUCUAUUAGACGUAUCCAAGAACGUGCUCUUAUUUAUAACUCAAAUGGCAUGUCUUAUACGUGGAAAUUCGAAGGAAAGGAUUUAAAUCUCGAUUUAACUUUGACAGAAAAUGGUAUUCCAGAUGAACAAGAUCGUUUUGCCGCUUGCGGCCUUCCCGAUGAUUACUAUGUCCCAUGUCUUAUGUGUUAUUUCAAUGAUAAAUAAUUUUCUAUCCGAUAAUAUUAAAGUUAA